CUCGUCUAGUCAUAUUAAUGGCUGAGAAACGAAGCGCAAUGGCAAACUCCUCCCCGCCCUCCCGCGGCUGCAACAAGGCACGGUGGGAAAGAGGCGGGAAUAGUUGAGAGGAAAGAGUCCGAAGGCCAGCCGUGGUCCGCCUAGGCUUGCAGCUGGGACUGCCUAGAAGAGGGGCGUUUCCCUGGAUGGCAAACAACUGCAACGCUGCUUUUUGUUCGAACAAAGUGAAGGGCGUACUUUGGCCUCUUUAGCCGGCAGCGAGGGCAAGGGAGGAGCGAGUGUGCUGGAAAAGAAGAGGAAGGAUUUAAAGGCUGGGGGAAGGGAAGGCGGGCCUGAGCUUGCCCGGCUCCUGUGUUUUGCUUCUGUCCGUGAGAGAAUUAUUGGCGUAGACGAUGGAGUCCGCUUUGGAUAUCACUGUGUUGAUUGCAUUGGGGGUUGGUGCAGCAUCCAUUCUGUUGCUUUUUUUAAAAGCAAUGGGUUCUCAAAAGAAGAGUAAUCCAAUUACCUUGCAAGACCCAAAUCUCAAGUAUCCAUUGAGUUUGAUAGAGAAAGAGGAAAUCAGCCAUGAUACCAAACGGUUUCGGUUUGGGCUCCCAUCAUCAGAGCACAUAUUGGGCUUGCCUGUGGGUCAACAUGUAUAUCUGUCUGCCAAAAUUGCUGACAACCUUGUGAUUCGGGCCUACACUCCAGUUUCUAGUGAUGAAGUGAAAGGCUAUGUUGAUCUAAUUAUAAAGGUUUACUACAAAAAUGUUCAUCCCAAGUUUCCAGAAGGUGGCAAGAUGUCCCAGCAUUUAGACAGCAUGAAAAUUGGUGACACCAUAGACUUUAGAGGACCUAAUGGGCUCCUGGUAUAUAAUGGAUCAGGUAAAUUCACUAUCAAGCAGGAUAAGAAGUCUGAAGGCAAGAUAAAGUUUGCAAAAUGUCUUGGAAUGAUAGCUGGGGGAACAGGGAUCACUCCAAUGCUUCAACUGAUUCGACAUAUCACAAAUGACCCCCAGGACAACACAAUGUGCUACCUCCUUUUUGCCAACCAGACAGAGCAAGAUAUACUAUUGAGACAAGAGCUUGAAGAGGUAGCUGCAAAUCAUCCAGACCAGUUUAAGUUCUGGUAUACUUUGGACAGACCCCCUCAAGGCUGGAAGUACAGUUCUGGUUUUGUUGCUGCAGACAUGAUAAAGGAUCAUCUCCCUCCCCCUAGCAAUGACACUCUGGUUCUGAUGUGUGGGCCUCCACCUAUGGUUCAGUUUGCUUGUCAACCUAAUCUCGAAAAACUAGGGUACGCUAAAGAGAGCACUUUUGCUUACUGAAGCUGAAGUUGUACUAAUCCUUUUGAUUAAAUGCUGUAAAUAUGCA
Heteronotia binoei (common prickly gecko) is the source of this 1353-nucleotide messenger RNA. Its product is annotated as NADH-cytochrome b5 reductase 2. The transcript has 9 exons. The coding region runs from base 393 to 1307 and encodes 304 amino acids. Gene Ontology annotation, molecular function: oxidoreductase activity; FAD binding. The record is from RefSeq and is a predicted model, not a curated record. NCBI's taxonomy places the organism in Eukaryota, Metazoa, Chordata, Lepidosauria, Squamata, Gekkonidae. Gene Ontology annotation, cellular component: mitochondrion.